Messenger RNA from Hermetia illucens (black soldier fly), 1755 nucleotides. RefSeq names its product transmembrane protease serine 9-like. The transcript is spliced from 6 exons. Bases 109 to 1710 code for a protein of 533 amino acids. Gene Ontology annotation, molecular function: serine-type endopeptidase activity. Gene Ontology annotation, biological process: proteolysis. The record is from RefSeq and is a predicted model, not a curated record. Lineage: Eukaryota; Metazoa; Arthropoda; Insecta; Diptera; Stratiomyidae.
AAUUUCCACUAUAUAUAGGAGCAUUUCCGUUGAUUCUAUCACAGUCAACAGCCGUGGAAAAUUACGACAAGUUCUUUUUAUUAAUUAUUACAAGCAUAAACAAUUAAGAUGCUUUAUCUCACCUUCUUACUACCGUUUGUUGGUUUAGCACUAAGUGCUGUCAUUGAAGAGCAGCGAUUCAUGCCCAUGCUUGACGGGCGAAUUGUGGGCGGCCAGGUCAUAGAUAUCACCGAUGCACCCCACCAAGUAUCAUUAAAUACACACGCUUUUGGGCAUUUCUGCGGAGGAUCAAUCAUCGGAAGUAGAUGGGUUCUAACUGCAGCGCAUUGCACAGAUAGUUACAAGAAUCAGGUAAUCCCCCUUUUGCGAGUCCGGUGUGGCACAUCCAAAAGGCGCACAGGCGGUGAAUUGAUCUACGUCAAGAAAAUCUACCAGCAUCCGAAAUUUUCCAUGAAGACUGUUGACUUUGAUUUUUCAAUUCUGGAGCUCGUUAGAGACAUCAACAUGGAUCAUACCAAAAAGCCCAUUGCAUUGCCUGCACUGAACCAACCUGUCGUCGAAGGAACCAUGUGCACCAUAACCGGCUGGGGCCACACUAAGAAUGACUUGGAGAACAACAAUUUGCUGCGUGGAACCAAAGUUCCAAUAUUUAAUCAAGUGAAAUGCAUUAAUGCGUAUCGCGGCUUGGGAACAAUUACGGACCGCAUGUUCUGCGCUGGCUUCCCAAGCGGUGGAAAGGACGCUUGCCAAGGAGAUUCAGGCGGUCCAUUGGUUGCAAAUGAUGUCCUCAUUGGAAUCAUCUCAUGGGGAUAUGGUUGCGCUAAGCCAGAUUAUCCUGGUGUUUAUGCUAGAAUUGCAUCAGUUCGGGAUUGGAUUAAAGCUAACAGUGGAGUUUUUAGUAUUCUUAGUACCGUGAAUAGUCCCUUAGAAAUGAUAUUCGCUGUGGGUUUGGUCAGUCUCCUAGUUGGUGCAGUUUUUAGUGCUGCAAUCGAUGAACCAAUACCAAGGCCUCGACUGGAUGGACGUAUUGUCGGAGGGUUUAAAAUGAACAUAACCGACGCCCCUCACCAAAUAUCCUUGCAAUCAAAUUACGGUCACAUGUGUGGAGGUUCGAUCAUCAGCAGUAAAUGGGUUCUCACGGCUGCCCAUUGCACAAAUCGCCAGAAACCGAAAAAUCUGCAAGUCCGCGUAGGAUCUUCCGAGUCGAGUGCAGGAGGAGAAAUGAUCAAAAUCAAGCGAAUUGUCCAACAUGAAAAGUUCAACUAUAACAACAUUGACUGGGACUAUUCUCUACUGGAACUAGCUAAGGAAAUUGAGUUUGAUGAUAACCGGAAAGCCAUCAAGCUUCCAGAGUUGAAUGAGGUGACAAUGGAUGGGUCGCUUUGCACUGUUACAGGAUGGGGAGCCACGCAUAGCGAUAGCGAAAGCAACAAAUGGUUACGUGGGGCUGAAGUGCCAAUUGUCAAUCAGGACCUGUGUGCUGCCAAUUACAGAGAUUUUGGUGGAGUGACAGAAAGAAUGAUCUGUGCUGGAUACACGGAGGGUGGUAAGGAUGCUUGCCAAGGUGAUUCUGGUGGCCCACUAGUGUACAAUGAAGUUUUGGUCGGAGUCGUGUCUUGGGGCUAUGGAUGCGCCAAGCCCGAAUAUCCAGGGGUUUAUUCGCGGGUUGCCUAUGUAAGGGAUUGGAUUAAGGAGAAUGCUGGUGUUUAAUAUAAAUAUUGUCUCAUGUGUUCAAUAACAUUAGUUUCGUUUUGA